Molecule: messenger RNA, 1568 nt
Organism: Frankliniella occidentalis (western flower thrips)
Lineage: Eukaryota; Metazoa; Arthropoda; Insecta; Thysanoptera; Thripidae
Product: U-scoloptoxin(05)-Sm1a-like
Exons: 4
Coding region: 133-738 (201 amino acids)
Biological process (GO): sleep; positive regulation of voltage-gated potassium channel activity; regulation of synaptic transmission, cholinergic
Source: RefSeq, a predicted model, not a curated record
GGGUGGGAGGGAAGUGGGGGAAGCUAGGGCGUUGUUUACGUUUACGAUUUAUAUUCUGUGACGAACAGGUUGCUCAGUCACUUCAUUUAUUCCUCUAUUUUCCUUUUCAAGUAUUACAAUCCAUCACAGAAAAUGAUUUCCCUUCGAAGAGAAAGUCACAUUUUUGUCCUCACGAUCGUUUUAGUAGCUUUCUUAAACCCAGCUAAUGCCAUACAGUGCUACCAAUGUGAGAGCACGGACCACGAUAAUCCAUUCCAGUGCUCUGAGUUCAUGCCAGAAGACACAGAAUUGCAACCCACUUCAUGUGAUAAUGUGCACAAUGCACAGUAUUGUGUGAAAUUGGUGGGGCGUAACAGAGUGGCAGGCUGGUUUUGGUCCGGUGAUGUGAUCAAGUGCUAUCAGUGCUCCUCUCAUGACAACUUGGACUGUGCGGAUAAUAAUAUUCAGGAUGGAUCCAUUAAACCCCUUGAUUGCAGUCACAUUCAUGAAGCUAAGUACUGCGUUAAAACGGUUGGACGCAACUCAGGGGUGUACACCACAUCCAGGCAAUGUUCGUCGGUGGAUUUAGGAAACUACUGUGAUUACAUAAAACUCACAGGGGAUGUUAUGGACUACAGAUCCUGUGUUUACACCUGUGAAUCAGAUGGGUGUAAUGCUGCAGAUAGCCUAGCAAGGCCAAGUGUUGGUGUUUUGCUUUUAUCCGUUGUUGCUCUAUGCACUGGAAUGUUUUUAAUGUAGUUUUCUUUUUAAAUGUUGACCUCUUUCUUUUGUAAGAUGUUUUGGGGGUCUGUUUUAUCUUUAAAUUUUGAACAAAUGUUGAAUGUAUAUGUUGUUUACUAGUGGUACUGUAAAUUUAUGGAGUCAAAAUGUGGUAGACUGUUUAUAAUAUACACUCUCCAAAACUUAUUUUAAGUUUUCAGAUUUGUAAAGAUAGUUUUACAUUGAAUCUGUUUUUUAUUGCUUGCUGCAUUCAUUUGUAAGUCAUCAUAACAUUGCAGCUGUCUAUUGUUAUAGCACAUUUAUGUACCUGAGUUUCAUAAAUAUUGUCAACUUCAUCUUGUACUUCCAGAACACAAGAUCUGAUAUUGUUUUAAUUUAUUGCCAUUUAUUCCCAUCUUGAAUCAUAACCUUUGUAUCAUUUGGUAUUUAACAUUUUUUUAAAAAUGUAUUUUCUAAAAAUAUCAGUUUGCUUAAAAAACUUUUGACUCUUUCCACCCUUUUUUUCAUUCCUUAGUGGUGGCUUAAGAGCAAAUCUUGUGCUUAAGUUAGAAGGGGUGAAUCAUAUAUUUCAUGUCAAUUUAAGCACCCAAAUUGGUGUACUGUACUCCAGAAUACCUCGUUUUGCCUUCAAAUGAUUUUCAACAAAGGCGGUGCAAUGAUAUUUUUCUAUUUUUACACUUCUUUUUUCUUUUUUGUGAAAAUUCUGUCUUAAUAGUUUAAGAGAAAACUUUGUAAUUUUUAGGUUUACAUGUAUCCGUCCAGUAAAAAAACAUGUCUAAUUAAAAACUACAGUCCAGUAGUGAUGCUGUUCAAAAGAAAAUAAAACAAUAUUUCAGAACUUCACAUAA